AUGGGUUCCGUUCCCACGCCUGCACCGUCCUCGGACGUCCUCUGCCAGAUCGUCACGCCCGUCGGCAUGUUCGGCUACGGCUUCGAAAUCGACGAGGUGUACCGCGGGCUGGAGGCGGCGCGGCGCGACCACCCGGGCGUGCCGACGGCGCUCAUCAUGGACAGCGGGUCGACGGACUCGGGCCCGUCGAAGCUGGCCCUGGGCCUCACGACCUGCCCGGAGAGCGCGUACCGCCGCGACCUGCUGGCGUGUCUGCGGAUCGCGCGGCAGUACGGCGUGCCGCUGCUGCUGAGCUCGGCGGGCGGCGACGGCGCGGACGCGCACGUGCGGCUGUUUGGCCGGCUGGUGGCGGAGGCCGUGGACGGGCUCAACGGCGAGGACGGCACCGCGACGACGCUCAAGGUCCUGUCCGUGUACAGCGGCGUGGACAAGGCGCUGGUGCAGGAGCGGCUGGCGGCCGGCGCGGUGGCGGGCUGCGGUCCGUGCGUGCCGGCGCUCUCGGCGGCCGCCGUCGAGGCCACGACCGUCGUCGUCGGCCAGAUGGGCCCGGAGCCGUUUGUGCAGGCCAUGGCGGCGCACCCGGACUUUGACGUCGUGCUCGGCGGGCGCGCCUACGACCCGUCGCCGUACGUGGCCUUUUGCGCCUACCACCAUCUGGGCCCGGCCGCGGCCGCGGCGAAAGCGACAGCGACAGCGACAACAGACGUGUGGGCCAUGGAUGCGUGCGUGCUCGGCGGGUUCACGCACAUGGGCAAGAUCAUGGAGUGCGGCGGCCUCUGCGCGACGCCCAAGAGCAAGGGCUCCAUGGCCACGGUCUACCGCGACGGCAGCUUCGACAUCCACGCGCUGGCCGCCGGUGCCGUGUGCCGGCCCCUGACGGUGGCGGCGCACACGCUCUACGAGAAGACGCGCCCGGACCAGCUGCCCGGGCCGGGCGGCCACUUGGACCUGACGACGGCCCGCUACGCCCAGCGCGACGACGGGGCGUCGGUGCACGUCCAGGGCGCCACGUUUCAUCCGUCGUGGAACAAAGAGGGGGGCGGCGGCGGCGCCUACACGAUCAAGCUGGAGGGCGCGCGCAUCACGGGCUACCGCACCAUCUUCAUGGGCUCGUUCUGCGACCCGAUCCUGCUGGCGCAGCUGCCGGACGUGCUGGCGCAGAUCAAGCAGUACGUCGGCAGGCAGCACGCGCACCUCGACCCCGCGACGUGGCACCUCGACUUCCACGUCUACGACGGCCGGGACCGCGACGGGCAGGAUGCCGGUAGGCCCGCACGUGGCGGGCCCGCGGGGCCUCCACCGGGCGUCGCCUUUCUUGUGGGCGAGGCCCUGGCGCCCACGCAGGCCGACGCCACCAGCAUCGCGUCCGCCGCACGCAUCGGCUGCGUGCACGGGUCGUACCCGGGUCAGAAGGCCAACAGCGGAAACUUUGGCAUGGGCAUCGGCGGCGGGCCGGGCGAGAUCGAGAUGGGCGCGUGUGCCGAGUUUUCCGUGUACCACCUGAUGGACCUGGCCCGGGGCGAGGAGGGCGCCCGGGAGGCCGGCACGGAGGGGGCUGCGCUGUUCCGCUGGGAGGUGGCCUGGGCGGGGCCGGCGGGGGGGACGAGGGUGGCUGACCUGCCCGCGGCCCUUGUGACGGAGGUUGAGGUGAAUGGCCACACCAAUGGGGCGUCGACGACCUCGUCGGCAUCGACCUCGUCAAAGGCGACGACGACUACGACCACCCCCACCACCACCACCGUCGGCGACCUCGCCAAGCUGCUGCGCUCCAAAAACGCCGGGCCCUACGAAAUCACCCUCGACGUCCUCUUUGACGACCGCGCCGUCUACGACAAGGUCAAGGCGUCGGGGGUCCUGGCCCCGGACAAGGUGGCCGCCCUCUAUGGGCUGACCGCCGACCAGCUCGUCUACUGCGCCUUCUUUGACCCGGCGCUCGCCUUCAAGGCCACGCUGCCGCGCAUGCGCAAGGGCCAGCCGGCCGCCUCGGGCGGCUUCAUGGAAAACGACGUCCACGGCUCACAAAAGUACAAGCCGCUGAUGAAUGUGGCGAUUGCGCUGUAG
This is a messenger RNA of Sporothrix brasiliensis 5110, 2061 nucleotides long. RefSeq lists its product as uncharacterized. The transcript has a single exon. The record is from RefSeq and is a predicted model, not a curated record. NCBI's taxonomy places the organism in Eukaryota, Fungi, Ascomycota, Sordariomycetes, Ophiostomatales, Ophiostomataceae. The coding region runs from base 1 to 2061 and encodes 686 amino acids.